GGAAACGUUCACACAUUUGUUUGAUCGAAAUCUAAUUCCCAUUCCUUUCCUACAUUCUUUCUUGAGCAUAAUAUGCGAAUAACAAAGAGCGGUGAAUGAAAUGUUUCGCGGAAGGAAACCGCAAAUCGCCAAAGCAUCAAUUGCUAUUGAUUUGCGUGCGCGAUUUUCCAAUUUUUGUCCGUUCUGCAAGUCUCUCUUUCUCCUUUCUCCCUUCUUUCCUUCCUUCCAUCCGCCUCUUCCAUUCCUCUCCUUCCAUUCUCUUCCAAAUGAACUUAACGAUACACACGCUGUAUACACACGUAUUCUGAUAUUUCUCAUGUAAUUAUUAUGAACGGUAUUAACAACGGUGAAUUCAUCGUCAAAAACGCCGGCAGCUAUCGAUUCCCAUUGAUAGGCACAAAUGAUAAUUUUGUAUAUCGACAAACAUUAAUCGUUCGACUAUUAUGGAGCGGCCAUUAUGGAGCAAUUAUUUUGUCAAUUAAUAUUAUUAUUUUUUAUUAUACUUAUAGUUUUGAGGAUAAUGUGAUUUACAAAGAGGCUGCUUUAUGCGAUGUAAUGUCCGGACAAAUAAAAAAAUAAUUCGAAAAACAAAUAAUUCGAGAACCGGUUAAAUAAUAGAAAGUUUCCCGAAUUCGAAUUUUUCCGAAAAGAUGAGAACAAUAAUGGAUAAAGCAAAAUAUAAGCAACUGUUGUUGUACGAUUAUGGCUCCGCAGACAGAGACGGAAAGUUACACUACACCGAGGGAAGGGAGAGAAGGGCAGCCCCUCGAGCACUUUCCAGCCGCGCGCCGCCGGGAAAGCUAUUGACCGUGAGAACCUUCCGGGAAACCUCAUACCCCCGAAUACCUUCUGGUUUCCCCCUCGCCAUAUGCCCACUACAGGAAACACAGUUCUAUAGUCAAUUGAAUGGAAUUAGAUACGGUAAAUGUGCACAGUCUUAUCGGGAUGGAGCAGGGAUCAUCCAAAGAUCCAUGGAUAAGUCGUGAUUGUCUAUUUGACAGCGACACUCUCCAGGAAAUAUUUCAUAUGGACAUCCGAUGUUGCAACAACACGGAUCGAUUCGAUUGUUCGGAUCUUGGUUUCGAUUUUGGCGAUGUCUUGGCGCUCGAAGAAACUGAAGAAGAUCUAAUCGGCUUCAAUGAUAGCAGAAACCGUAAUUUGAGCAGUAACCUGAAAGAGUUAAAUCAUUUGGAUGAGUUCAGUGAUGACGACGAUUUGGCUUCCACGCUAGUGAAUCUGAAUUCGGUAUUGCCGCGUAAUCUGUCCGUGCCUGUCCGCAGUCCCGUAUUGGAUAGCGAAAGACCAAUAUUGGAGACGGUGAAUGUAGAGAGUACUGGUGAGAACGAUGAGGAAGAGACAGAAAACGAAAGUGAGCGAACCGAAAACGACGGCGAAAGCGAAGAGGAGGAAGAGGAAGAGGUAGAAAAUGAGGAGAACGAACACAAUGAAACGGAAUACGAGACAGAAGAAGAGUCGCAAGAGGACGAAGGGGAGGAGGAAGAGGAGGAGAUGGAGGGUGACGAGCAGGACGCGGUUGCUCGUCGGCGAUCGUUUACACCUUCGAGCAUGGAGGCAUUGACGAUAUCGUCCUCGUCGAUGGUCGGCGACAACAGGUCGUUAACUGCCUCUUCGCCGACGGUACAAUUGAUGAGAGUGCACAUGCAGCAUCCGAAAAUGAACACCGUAUCUGGUAUGGUCAAACUACAUGAUAUUAAGACUUUAGCGGCUAACUCGAGUGGUCAGAUAUCGCAGCAUAUACGUAAGCAGAUUUAUAACAAUAAUGUGCACGAUGUCAACUCAGACUCGACGACGAUGAUGAUACAAACGACAAAACGCGACAAGAACUUGGCAGGGCACCGCGACAAUCCUUACCCAAAGCCCGCGUACUCGUACUCGUGCCUGAUCGCAAUGGCGCUGAAGAAUAGUCGGACGGGAUCACUGCCGGUUUCCGAGAUCUACAACUUUAUGUGCCGACAUUUCCCAUAUUUCAAAACUGCGCCGAAUGGUUGGAAGAACUCCGUGAGACAUAACUUGUCGCUGAACAAGUGCUUUGAGAAGAUCGAGAAACCGCCCGGCAACGGUAGCCAGCGGAAGGGCUGUCUUUGGGCUAUUCACCCGUCGAAAGUAGCCAAGAUGGACGAAGAAGUACGGAAAUGGUCGAGGAAAGAUCCUAUAGCUAUCAAGCAAGCUAUGGUACAUCCUGAUCACUUGGAACUUCUCGAGCGGGGGGAUAUGAAGUACGAAAACGAUAGACACGAGGAGAUAUACGAGGAUGCUGAUAGCUACGUGGGCUCCGAGGUGGAAGGCUCCGCCGGGGACGAGAUAAUCGAGAACAUCAACGAUGAGGAAAAUGCUGUACAGGAAACUGAAAAAUUAAACAGGAAACACAUCGAUACCAUAGAUGACGAUAUCAUCGACGAUGAUAUUAUCGUGGAACAAUUUUACGACGAGUUUGAUAUCGAGAACGCUACUGAUAACGACACAUUACUUGAUACACGACUGAAUGUCCCUAAACAAAAACAGCCCUUUAUGUAUGAAUUAGUUUCCUGUGCAAAACGCCAGAAGACGCUUUUAAGUUCGUCUAUACAAAGCGAUUAUAUUUAUCAACAAAUCGAUGCGUCAUCCCGAAGGAAAACGCAUCUCGUCGCCCUACGUCCUGGAACUGCUCCAACCUCGGAAUCGUUUCGCGGAUCCAGUUAAGCCUACAUACGUGUACAAUUAAUACGAUGACAGCAUGUACUAUAAAUUUUAUUUCUAGAAUAUUGUAAAUAUUUGUGACAAUUCUGCUUUUCUACGCCCGAAAAUGACUGAAAAUGGAAAUUGUAAAUAACCGUGUUUUAUAUAAUUAUGUACUUUUUUAUACAAUGCGCUAGGAUAUUGUAAUUAAUAAAAUCAUAAUUUUUAAAUGUACAAAUCCUGUGUACAUAUAUGACGCGUUAAUGACGCUGUUUGUUUUUUUUUAGAAUCAUGAUAAUGGGACCAGCUGUAUAGCUCAUAAAAAUAGAAAAAUUUUCAAUAAUUUAAUAUUCUGCAUAUAUUUCUACAUACUGUGUAACUUGUAAAUAUAAGUAAGAAAUAUUUUCAAGUGAUUCGACUGAAAUCGACCAGAAAUUAAAUCCAGAUCAUCCUCGUUGAAUAAUUAUUAUUUAUAUUUUAGAUCAUUAAUUCAUUUUAAUAUUGACGGUUUGAGAUUUUCUGGAUCGCGAAUGCAUUCAUACCUAUUCGUGGAGUCAAUUUUCUUUAACAUUCCGAUAUCUUUUAAGAGUAUACAAAAAUAUACCUAUCAUGAAAUAAAAAUUAAUAAACAGUAUUAAAUUAACUGAUAAACAUAGAAUUUUGGAUUAUUUAAUCAUCUGACCAUGAACAUUUAGGCAUAAUGAUUUGGACAAAAUUGUCUGAGUAAAAAAAAUGGAAGGUAAUAAUUUUAGGAAUACUAUGAAGACCACAGACUUUCCGCAUUAACACUUUGGAGCCUGCCAUGUAUGUCAUUAAAAGUUUUUUAAUAAAUAUCAAUUUUUAAUGAUUAACUUUAAAAAAUUUUUUUAAUUAAUGAUUUUCUCAGAGAUGCAAAAAAAAUAUAGAAAUAGUGCGCAGAAUACAUGUCAGCUUUGUACUGGUCACGAGGAGGUACAUUAAUCACGCAAAGAAUACCCGAAGCGUUCGCAACUUGUCACUGCCAGUCACUGGUCAAAGAUAAAAUAACAUGAAUAUAGUUUGUAUAUGCGUAUAUAUUAACAUGUAUAUACUAUACAUUUGUUAAAGAUAACCGCAACAUAUCGAUCUCACGUAACAAUCUUUUUGCAGGAUUAUUAGUUCUUUAUCAUCAAUUUUUCAUAUGAUUAUUAUGUAAAUUUUGGCAAAUUAAUUAUAUUCAUCUCUUUGUGAAGUUGUCAGGUUUAUGUUAAAUAUCGCACAUACAUUUCAUUAUAUUAAUUAUGAAUUAAUGAUAGGAAACUUUUAACUGAUUUUAUUUUUGACAUCGUUAAUUUUCGACAGCAUCAACAAAUUACAAGGUAAAAAGUAUGUAAUGUUUAGAAUACAAAUAAACUUUCAGUAAGCAGUCUUUCAAUUUCACUUUUUAAAAAUGUUUCGAAGAUGCAUUUUUGUAUCGCAAAUUUUCAAGAAAGAAGUAAUUCUAGAUUUGUUGAAAACUUCAUCAUUACAAUUUUGAAGUAAAAAUUGAAGAAAUUAGAAGAUAAUGAUUUGUUUUUGGAUUGUCUGAUUGGAUUGUAUGGCGCAUGUUAUACAUUUACAUAUAAAUCGUUCGUCGUGAACGUGGAUUUUAUUCCAUAUACCAGCAAAAGACCAAGCUUUUAUAAUGCAUUUAAGUAAGCGAUAAAUAAAUAACAUCGAAUAAUGCCAGGAAAAGAAAAAAAGGGAAAGGCGGGAGAAGUGAAUAAUAAAGGAAGAGAAAAAGCAGAAAGUAACAAUCAAAUUACUAGAACGUUUAGAGUAGUUUUGUACCUGUUUGUAAUAUUUCUAUACGAUGUUAAUGAGUAUGUAAUAUUUGUGUACGCAUUAAACAUAAGAAUAAUGUAUAUGUGCAAUGACUGCAAUUUCUAAUAAAAAAAACAUGGAUAAGCACA
Messenger RNA from Ooceraea biroi (clonal raider ant), 4586 nucleotides. RefSeq names its product Forkhead box protein N4 jumeau (gene jumu). Gene Ontology annotation, molecular function: transcription cis-regulatory region binding; DNA-binding transcription factor activity, RNA polymerase II-specific. Lineage: Eukaryota; Metazoa; Arthropoda; Insecta; Hymenoptera; Formicidae. Gene Ontology annotation, biological process: regulation of transcription by RNA polymerase II. The record is from RefSeq and is a predicted model, not a curated record.